GCUGCACUGCUAUCCGCGAGGUUGGAGUAGCAGUGGCCAGUGCUAUAUAUGCGUGACCUGCGCCUCUAUCAGUCAAAUGAUAGUAGUUAAAUUAGAUACUGUCAGUAGUACCAUGGCUGCUGCCUCAGUUUCCGUUCAGACGAUCGUCCUCCUGCUCCUGGCCGUUGCCGCUGUGGCGUCGGCGCAGCUGUCGGCGACGUUCUACGACUCGUCCUGCCCGAGGGCGCUGGGCACCAUCAGGAGCGCCGUGACGGCGGCGGUCAACAGGGACCCCCGCAUGGGGGCCUCCCUGCUCAGGCUUCACUUCCACGACUGCUUCGUCCAGGCAAGUCCUCGGUCGUCGUCGUCUCUGCCGCUCGCUCGCUCGCUCAGCUCACGUACGUAUUCCGUUCCGUGGCGUGCACAGGGAUGCGAUGCGUCGGUGCUGCUGUCCGACAGGGGCAGCUUCACAGGGGAGCAGAACGCGUUCCCCAACCGGGGCUCGCUCAGGGGCUUCGACGUCGUCGACAGCAUCAAGGCGCAGGUCGAGGCCGUCUGCCCGCGGACCGUCUCCUGCGCCGACAUCCUCGCCGUCGCCGCGCGCGACUCCGUCGUAACCUUAGGAGGGCCGCCGUACACGGUGCUCUUGGGGAGGAGGGACUCCACCACGGCGAGCCUCUCGCAGGCCAACAGCGACCUCCCUUCUCCGGGCUCCAGCCUCGCCAGCCUCAUCAGCGGCUUCGCCAGGAAGGGGCUCACCACCACUGACAUGGUCGCGCUCUCAGGAGCUCACACGGUCGGGCAGGCGCAGUGCACCAACUUCCGGAGCCGGCUCUACGGCGAGUCCAACCUCAACCAGUCGGACGCGGCGGCGCUCAGGGCCAACUGCCCGCAGUCAGGCGGCGACGGCAACCUUGCGCCCAUGGACCUGGCGACGCCCAACACGUUCGACGCCGCCUUCUUCCGCGGCCUGCUCUCGCAGCGCGGGGUGCUGCACUCCGACCAGCAGCUCUUCAGCGGGGGCUCCACCGACGCGCUGGUGCAGAGCUACGCGUCCAACGCGGGGCAGUUCAGAAACGACUUCGCCGCGGCCAUGGUCCGCAUGGGCAGCAUCGGCGUGCUCACCGGCUCGCAGGGCCAGAUCAGGCUCAGUUGCUCCAGCGUCAACUGAGACUGAGACUGAGAGUCCGGCCUGCCUGGCCACCUGCUGUGCUGCUACGCGUGCACCCGCGAUUGAGAGAGCAUUGGGCCAACAACGGCCCAGGGUGUGGUGUGAUCGUGUCGUGGGUGCUGUGGACCUGUGGUGGAAUAAGAUUGUUGGGCCAUUUGUGUAUUUUUUAGAGAAAAAUAAAUUCAUAAUGUAAACUGUGAAGGCAACCGACAUGCACAUCUCGAAUGGCAAAUGUUUUUCUAUUUUUCUACUUGUAAUAAAA
Molecule: messenger RNA, 1412 nt
Organism: Sorghum bicolor (sorghum)
Lineage: Eukaryota; Viridiplantae; Streptophyta; Magnoliopsida; Poales; Poaceae
Product: peroxidase 2
Exons: 3
Coding region: 77-1150 (357 amino acids)
Biological process (GO): hydrogen peroxide catabolic process; response to oxidative stress
Molecular function (GO): peroxidase activity; heme binding
Source: RefSeq, a predicted model, not a curated record